This is a messenger RNA of Theobroma cacao (cacao), 1668 nucleotides long. Its product is annotated as berberine bridge enzyme-like D-2. Gene Ontology annotation, molecular function: FAD binding; oxidoreductase activity. NCBI's taxonomy places the organism in Eukaryota, Viridiplantae, Streptophyta, Magnoliopsida, Malvales, Malvaceae. The record is from RefSeq and is a predicted model, not a curated record.
AUGGUGAAGUUCUAUUCUCUACUAUUAAUCCUCCUCAUCAUAUCCUUUGUUAUCCCAGCUCUCUCAGUGUCAGCACCCACUGAGAUAAUUACCUCUUGUCUUAAUCGUCACAAUAUAAACAACUACACCACUUUCUCUAACAUAGAAAAUAAUGAGUCUUCACUCUACUAUAAUCUUCUCAACUUUUCCAUUCAAAAUCUUCGCUUUGCUGAAGCCACAAAUCCUAAGCCAAUAGCUAUUAUCUUGCCAGAGAGUAAGGAGCAGCUAAUCAACAGUGUCUUGUGUUGUAUUGCAGGGCCAUGGGAGAUUAGAGUAAGGUGCGGUGGACAUAACUACGAGGGUACCUCAUCGGUAGCCAGCGAUGGAGCUCCAUUUGUGAUAAUAGACAUGAUGAAUCUGAACCUUGUUUCGGUGGAUUUGGAAUCCGAAACAGCAUGGGUGGAAGGUGGUGCAACGCUUGGUGAGACAUACCACGCUAUUGCUGAGUCAAGUAGAAUACAUGCCUUUUCUGCUGGGUCCUGUCCAACAGUAGGGGCUGGUGGCCAUAUUGGCGGUGGUGGCUUUGGCUUUUUAUCAAGAAAAUACGGUCUAGCAGCUGAUAAUGUGAUUGAUGCUCUUCUCCUCAACGCAGAUGGUGAAAUAUUAGACAGGCAAGCUAUGGGAGAAGAUGUUUUUUGGGCUAUUAGAGGGGGUGGUGGCGGCUUUUGGGGAAUUGUUUACGCAUGGAAAGUCAACUUGCUGAAAGUACCACAGAGGGUAACCAGCUUCAUUGUGUCUAGACCUGGAACAAAAGCCCAGGUGGCCAAGUUAGUAAACAAAUGGCAACACGUUGCUCCCAACUUUGAAGGUGACCUGUAUUUAUCAUGCUUUGUGGGUGCUGGCCUACCUGAGACUAAGGCUAUGGGCCUAUCCGCAACAUUUAAAGGCUUCUUCCUAGGUCCAAGAAGGGAAGCCCUUUCAAUCCUACGCCGGAGUUUUCCUCAAUUGGGUGUUGCUGAGGAAGAUUGCAAGGAAACGAGUUGGAUUGAUUCAGUGCUAUUCUUCUCUGGCCUAGCUGAUGGAGCCACAGUCUCCGACCUCAAGAACAGGUAUUUGCAAGACAAGCACUAUUUUAAGGCCAAAUCAGACUAUGUAAGGAAUCCAAUUUCCUUAACAGGCAUAAGGGCUGCCCUGGACAUACUUGACAAGGAACCAAAAGGGUAUGUAGUAUUAGACCCUUAUGGUGGCAUCAUGAACAACAUAAGCAGUGACUCAAUUGCUUUUCCUCACAGACAAGGUAAUUUGUACACAAUACAAUACCUGGUGGAGUGGCAUGAAGUAGAUGGAGACAAAGGCAACGAGUAUAUUGAAUGGAUAAGAGGAUUUUAUACUGCAAUGGCAGGCUAUGUUUCAUGGGGUCCGAGGGCAGCUUAUAUAAAUUACAUGGACUUCGACCUCGGAGUGAUGGAAUUAAUUAACACUAGUGUCCCAUCUUAUGAUACCGUCGAGAUUGCUAGAGUUUGGGGUGAAAAGUACUUCUUGAACAACUACGACAGGUUGGUUAAAGCCAAGACACUGAUUGAUCCGAACAACAUUUUCAAAAAUCAACAGGGGAUUCCUCCAGCCACCUCAGUAGGUUUCAAGGCAACUAGUUUCUAGCAAUGGAAAGGUUAAACUUGUAUUUUAAUA